CUUUCUCUCUCUCUUUUUUUUUUUUACACCGGUUUUAUAAUAUAUAAUGGAUAAGCGCAGGGAUCCACCAACAUCAGAAGGGGCGCUUGUGAAACGCCAGAAAGCAGACGAAUCUGGUGCACAAUCGAAUGCUGUCACGAUCCAGACAAAGGGAGCCAGUGGAGCACUUGUUCAAACUGUCAAGAGAACGUCCGCGCUCAAGGCUCCAAUAUUGUUAUUACAGGGUCAAUCAGAAUUCCAUACUUGCAAGUUCAGUCCUUCAGGAGAGCAUAUUGCAUCUGCAGGAACGGGAGGCAAUAUUAAUCUUUGGAAUACAUAUGGAGAUUGCAAUAACUAUGGAGACAUCAAAGGACAUUCAGGAACUAUUUCGGAGCUUCAUUGGUCGAGAGACAAUAGUAUGAUUUUUACGGCUGGUACAGACAAAAGCUGUGGUGUUUUUGAUGUGCAGACGGGCGAAAGAAUUAAAAGAUUUAAGGGUCAUUCAACAUUUGUCAACAGUUGUUCACCAGCAAGAAGAGGACCCGAAUUGCUUGCUAGUGGAUCUGAUGAUGGUUCAGUCAAGAUUUGGGAUCUUCGAUCCAAAAAUGCAGUUGAAACAUUUGAGUCGCCCUAUCAGAUCACAGCGGUCUCAUUUUCGGAUGCAGGUGAUUUGGUAUUUGCAGGAGGGAUUGAUAAUACGAUUGCAGCAUGGGAUUUGCGGAAGAAGGCGGUUUCAUAUUCGUUGGUGGGACAUCAAGAUACAAUUUCGGGGAUUAGUUUAUCACCGGAUGGUAAUCAGCUUUUGUCGAAUGCAAUGGAUAACACGGUGAGGACCUGGGAUGUAAAACCGUUUUCAGCAACGGGUAAUCGAUUGCUCAAGACGUUCGAAGGCGCACCGCAUGGGUUUGAAAAGAACCUAGUCCGUCCUGCAUGGUCGAAAGAUGGAGCCAUGAUUGGUUCAGAUAAAACUAUGUUCUUGGGAGAAAUCAAUCCAAGCAAGUAACAUUAAAAAAAAAAAAGAUAGACAGAGAUCGGAGUUGAGUGAGUGAGUGAGAGGGUCAAUUUGACG
This is a messenger RNA of Lobosporangium transversale, 1048 nucleotides long. Its product is annotated as U5 snRNP-specific protein-like factor. Gene Ontology annotation, cellular component: catalytic step 2 spliceosome. The record is from RefSeq and is a predicted model, not a curated record. Gene Ontology annotation, molecular function: RNA binding; protein binding. Lineage: Eukaryota; Fungi; Mortierellomycota; Mortierellomycetes; Mortierellales; Mortierellaceae. Bases 47 to 982 code for a protein of 311 amino acids. The transcript has 6 exons.